Molecule: messenger RNA, 2217 nt
Organism: Fonsecaea multimorphosa CBS 102226
Lineage: Eukaryota; Fungi; Ascomycota; Eurotiomycetes; Chaetothyriales; Herpotrichiellaceae
Exons: 1
Coding region: 1-2217 (738 amino acids)
Molecular function (GO): RNA binding
Source: RefSeq, a predicted model, not a curated record
AUGGACCAGAGUAGCAAGAGGCGCAAACUCUCUAGUGGCAGCUAUGAAGUGGUCACUUCAGACGCUGACCACCCAACCCAAGAACCAAGCCCCAAAUCCAAGGAGCAGAGACGCUCGCUCUUCGUCCGCUCUCUACCCGCUUCCGUGACCACAGAGCGACUUACGCAGUACUUCUCAGAGUCCUUCCCUCUCAAGCAUGCCACAGUCGUCCUAGACCCCGAGACAAAGAUCUCUCGAGGAUUCGGCUUCGUCACCUUUGCCGAUGCAGAGGACGCGCAGGCUGCAGUUGCACAGUUCAACAACUCAGUGCUAGAUGGGAGGAAGAUCAAAGUUGAGCUGGCUGAAGCAAGACACCGUGAUGCAGAUAUCGGAGCCAAGAGCAGCGUCAAUACCACGGCGCUACAACUUCGAGCACAGCGAGAGAAGAACCAAGCAGAGACUCAGCCCCCGAAGUUGAUUGUCAGAAACCUGCCAUGGAGUAUCAAGACGGCUGAGGAUCUCUCCCUGUUGUUCCGAAGUUAUGGCAAGGUCAAGCAUGCGGUCGUACCCAAGAAGGGACCUAAGGAGCAGUACGGUUUUGGCAUUGUUGUGCUUCGGGGGAAAAAGAACGCUGAGAGGGCACUUGCGGGGGUCAAUGGGAAAGAAGUCGAUGGGCGCACUUUAGCCGUGGACUGGGCCGUCGACAAGAAGACUUGGGAAGAGUUGCAACACACUCGUCCAGAGACUGCACAACCAGCCCAAGACGAGCCGAUUGCGGACGACCAUGACGAGGGUGACACCAGAACGGAUGGCGAUGUAGACGACGGUGCGGAGUCUGACAACGAGGCGCAGGAUGAUGACGAAGUUGUCGCAGAUGCUAGUGACUUGGUUGAAGAUUCCGAGGAAGAGUCGCUCGAGGAUUUGGAUGCUGAAAGCGACGAAGAGGACAUACAAUCGGAAACGGAGAGCACAACCCCGGGCCCUGAGGCAGGUGACAACAAAAAUGACACCUCUGUCUUUGUAAGAAAUCUACCCUACACAACGGACGACGACCUUCUUCGGGAACACUUUUCGACUUUUGGACCGAUCCGAUAUGCACGGGUUGUCUACGACCCAGAGACUGAGCGCUCCAAAGGCACAGGUUUCGUCUGUUUUUUCAAUAUUGACGACGCAAAGGCCUGCGUCAAAAAUGCUCCCAAGCGCGAUAUGCCACUUGAACAUACGAACAAUGACAACAAAAAACAAAGGGAAGCAUUGAAGCACUCUAUCCUUGAGAACGAAGCAGCAGACCCGUCGGGUCGCUAUACACUCGAGGGCCGCGUUCUCCAGGUUUCCCGGGCUCUCAGCAGGGAAGAUGCAGAACGCCGAGCAAGUGAGGCCAGUGAAAAAAGAGACGCCCGAGAUCGAGAUAAACGACGCCUAUAUCUGCUUUCGGAAGGUUCCAUCUCGAAAGGAUCAAAGCUCUACGAGCAACUAGGCAAAGCCGAGAUCGACAUCAGAGAGAGCAGUGCUCGCCAACGGCAGCGAUUGAUCAAAACCAAUCCGAAUCUAUGCCUGAGUCUGACCCGACUAAGCGUCAGAAAUCUUCCCCGAGGUAUCGGCAGCAAGGAAUUGAAGGCGCUGGCUCGCGAAGCGGUGGUCGGAUUUGCCAAGGACGUCAAAGCUGGCCUCCGACAGCCUCUGAGCAAGGAAGAGCUACGGCGAGGCGGCAGCGAGAUGCAAGAAGCUGAGCGCCGACGCAAGCUAUCUGGCAAAGGGAUCGUCAAACAGGCAAAAGUGGUGUUUGAAGACAAGGAAGGAAGCAAGGUCAAGGAAGGCGCUGGUCGAAGUCGAGGCUAUGGCUUCAUCGAAUAUGUUGGCCAUCGGAAUGCUCUGGCCGGCCUGCGUUGGCUCAAUGGGCACAUGGUCAAACCCCAGAAUGCUGGUUCUGAAAGAGGGAAACGCUUGAUCGUAGAGUUUGCCAUUGAGAACGCCCAGGUCAUCCAGCGAAGGAACGAAAGAGAACAAAAGGCCAGGGAAGGUGGUGGGAAAAGGUUCAAGGACAACAAGCAAGAAAAGUCGGAGAAUGGCGGAAGGGUCAGCAAGAAGCGGAAGCGCGGAGACAAGGACAAUGAUGGAUCAUCUUCAAAGACAUCGAAAGUCCCGGAGGCGCUUGAGCCGGAGGAGAAGAAUCGCGUUGCAAAGAGGAAUCGCAUCAUCGCAAAGAAGCGCCAGGCCAGGAAAGUACGGAAAGGGUGA